Molecule: messenger RNA, 7204 nt
Organism: Schistocerca serialis cubense
Lineage: Eukaryota; Metazoa; Arthropoda; Insecta; Orthoptera; Acrididae
Gene: ush
Product: zinc finger protein ush
Exons: 8
Coding region: 76-3189 (1037 amino acids)
Biological process (GO): negative regulation of transcription by RNA polymerase II; cell differentiation; positive regulation of transcription by RNA polymerase II
Cellular component (GO): nucleus
Molecular function (GO): RNA polymerase II-specific DNA-binding transcription factor binding
Source: RefSeq, a predicted model, not a curated record
AAGGUGGACACGGCGGCAGCCGCGGUCGCCGCCGCACACGACGCGCCGCCCGCCCCGCGGCAAGUGCCUGUGUUCAUGUGCUCCCCGUGUGGCAUCCGCUUCAGCUCUUCCAGCACCCUGGAGGCACACCAGACCUACUACUGCUCGCACAGGCUCAAGAAUCUCAAAGGCCGAUCAGACAGUGACAGCGAGGAGGGCCGCGCGGCGCCGACCGCGUGUGAGGGCGGCGCGCUGCAGGGCGACGAGAGCGUGGCGUCCGACGCCAGCCACGAGGGCGGCGCCGCGCCGCCCCAGGGCCCGGCGCCGGGCCCGGCGCCCAAGGCGGCGCGCACCGGCAAGCAGUACGCCUGCCCGCACUGCUCGUACAGCGCCGACAAGAAGGUCAGCCUCAACCGGCACAUGCGCAUGCAUUCGGCGUCGCCCGCGCCCGCCGCCGCCACCGCCGCCGCCGUCGCCACCGUCAACGGGGAGGUGCAGCCCGGGGGCGCGGGGGCGGACGCCGGCGCGGUGGGCGCGCCGCAGCUGGUGGACCGCUACUGCCAGGACUGCGACAUCCGCUUCUCGUCGGUGAAGACGUUCCGCGCGCACAAGAUGCACUACUGCAGCACGCGCCACGUCGUCAAGGGCCCCCCACACCUGGGGCCGGCAGCCAAGGCGGCGGCGCCCGCUCCCGCCACAGCCGCCUCCUCGUCGACGGGCGAGUCCGCCCCCGCGUCGCCGGCGGACGGCGCCUCCCCGCCGCCUGGCCCCGCGCUGCCCGCCUCCCCGGGGGCGGCGUCGCCCGCCGUGGUGCCGGUGGGUGUUCCGGCGCCGGCGCCACCACAGCCCAUCCUGGCGCUGCCCACCAACCCCAUCCUGCUGGUGCCCUACUCGCUGUUCCAAGGCGCUAGUCUGCUGACGGGCCCGGCGGCGCUGGCCAUGGCGCACCACGACAGUCCCUGCGUGCUGCUCGCCGACGGCACGCUGCAGCCACUGGCGCAGGGCAUCCUCUCGCAGCACCCCCAUCCCCACCCCCAGCCGCCCCCGCAGGUUCCGGCCGCCUCUCCCGCCGCGGCGCCCGCGGGCCACGCACCGACAUCACAGCCCACGCACAGGGACGACCCCACCACGGGCGGCGAAUCCGCCACCUCCACGCCUCCCAGGCAUCAACAGAGAGAAGGCUCCGAAGCGAGCGGUCCACUAGAUCUGAGCGUGCGGAGGGCAUUAUACGGCGGCGCCGACCAGCCGUUGGGGACGAGCGAAGGCGACGCGGCGGACGGCGACUGCGACGGCCGCGAGGAGGCGGCUGGCGCGGGCGGCGUGGGAUGUGGGCCCUACCUGCUGUCCGCGUCGUCCGCGUCGACGACACCGUCGCCCGCGCCGUCGGCCGCCAGCCCGGCGCGCCGCGGGGACAGCCCCGGCGCCGUGGCCAGCCCCAAACAGCCGCCGCACGCGCCCUCCCCCAAGUCGCCCAGGCGCACCCCCAACGGCGUCGUCGCCGUCAAGCCGGAAGUCCUGGUGGCCAACCAGAAGCGCGUCAUCGUGUCUCCCACCCGCUCCCUCGGCUCGGACGGGCAGUCGGCCGACGAGGUGGCGCCGCCGCCGCCGCUCUCCUACCCCUCGCCGGUGAUAGCGCGGCGCGGCCUCGUGCCCUCCUCGUCGGCGUCUCCGUCGCUGGCGACUCCGCCGCCGCAGCCGGUGACGGCUGUGGCCAAGCUGCCGCCGGUGCUGACGCCCUCCGCCGGGUCGCUGCCGCUGCUGGCGCCGGCGGUGCUGCCCGCGCUGCCGCCGCACGUGCUCGUCAAGCAGGGCGUCUCCAAGUGUCGCGAGUGCAACAUCGUCUUUUGCAAGCACGAGAACUAUGUGGCGCAUAAGCGCCACUACUGCUCGGCGCGCCUCGAGGGCGGCGGCGCGGGCGCGUCGGCGGCGGCGGCGGGCUCCGGCGAGGAGGCGGGCGUGCCUGGCGCGGCCGGCCCCUCUUCGGCGCAGUCCCCGCCCGGGGGCGGCUCCCCCACCGGGGGCGGGCCCGGCAGCCCCCGCGGCGCCGCCCAGCAGCCGCUGCCCCACAAGACGCUGCUGCAGUUCAUCUGCGGAGCCUGCGGCAUCAAAUUCACCUCCCUCGACAACCUGAACGCGCACCAGGCCUACUACUGCCCCAAGCGCGCAGAGCUGCCUGCCGCCAAGCCGCCUGAAGACAAGUUGGGCCGCAAGUGCCCCAAGUGCAAGGUGCUGGUGCCGGCAGAGCAGGUGGGGACGCACCAGUGCUGCGGCAGCGGCGCGGGGGCGGGCGCGGGCUGGAAGUGCCCCUGCUGCGAGGUGGUGAGCCCGACGGCGAGCGCCGCCCAGCGCCACAUGGACACACACAGCGGCGUGCGCGCCUUCCGCUGCACCAUCUGCCGCUACAAGGGCAACACGCUGCGCGGCAUGCGAACCCACAUCCGCAUGCACUUCGAGAAGAGGACAGCCGACCUGCAGGAGGAGAAUUACAUCACGUGCAUCACUGGAGAGGACGCGGUGCACCAGCCGCAGCAACCGCAGCCGGGGGCGGCGCCGGCGCCAGCUCCCACCCCCGCUUCGGCGCCCGCCCCCGCGCCCACCUCUGCCACGGACGCUUACCCCGAGUCACCCAGCGACGGCGGCGACUCGGGCCGCAUCGACAAACUGCACUUCUGCGACGCUUGCAGCUACAACUCCUCCUACAAGGGCAACGUGGUGCGCCACUGCAAGCUGGUGCACAGCGGCCGGGCAGGCGUCGGCGUCGCGACUGCCGACGACGCCGCCUCGUCGUCGUCUUCGUCGUCGUCGUCGUCCUGCUCCUCCGCGGCGGACCGCAAGUCCGGCGGCGCGACGGCAGACGCGGCCGUGGCGGCCACGACGGUGGCGGCGGCCGCCGCGACGCCGAGGGCGGGCGCGGACGCCGACGCGUCGGUGGUGAAGCGCGAGCCCGCAGAGGGCGAGGGCGCCGUGUCCGCCGUCAAGACGGAGCCCGGCGCCGACGACGCCGCCGCCGAGGACGCCGCCGCCGGCGCGCCGGCCGAGGAGCACGGCGCCGCCGCCGAGGUCAACCUGGCCAGGCCCAAGUACUGCAAGUCGUGCGACAUCUCCUUCCAGUACCUCUCCACCUUCAUCGCGCACAAGAAGUACUACUGCUCCAGCCACGCGGCCGAAAACUCCGCCAACAACAGGACGACGGAGGCGUCCGUUCUGUAGGGAGGUCGCGAAAUCUCAUCCAAAACACCUGUUACGUCGUCCUCGUAACAAUUCUCGUGUAAUUAUUUAUUCGUAAGUUGUGUGGAUUUGUCACACUGUGAUGACAUCUGUAGAUUUACGUCGUUGUUGGAAAUCGUGUUCGUGUACAUGUUCUGUAGUAAUCUAUUUUAACUGCCGGUGACUGUGGUGCCGUACAGACAGACAGGGUUCUGACACGUGUGAGAAAUAUUGUCGUACGUUAAAUGUUUUGCAUACAUAUAUAUAUAUAUAUAUAUAUUGUUUAGUACAAAUAAUUUUUUAAAAUAUUCUCAUUAGUCAAAUCUGAUACACGUGCACAAGGCAACUAAAAACUAUCUCAGCGAGCGCUCUUUUAAUUUUUAUUCUCAUUAGAUGAUUCAUAAUUUUCAUAAUGUCUUCCUUCAGUUAACUUUCGAUUUUAGAACUUGCCGGCUCCGUGAUAGAUUUAUGCUCUUGUUAAUACUAUUAAGACGUGAAGUUCUGUGAUAUAAAUGAAAUACAGAAUAAACAGAAUGUAAAAUUAAAGUUACACAAGUCUGCGUCACUGGCAGAUAUUGGUGAAACAAUUUCGGAUGAGGACAUACGUAUGUACUGUGCAUAAAUGAAAAUUUGCCCCCUCAUGUUUUAAUAUGAAACAUGGAUUUUUUUUAGAUCCUUAGAUUCAUACAAUACUUGAAUCUCUCUGUUAUAGUGGUUUAGAACAAAGUAACCAAUAAUGUAUUUUAACUGGGAAUAUUCCCCUCAUAGCAGCCUGACAACAAAUAAUGUAAAGAAACAAAUUCCUCUCACACUAGGUAAGAAAAUAGAGACACUCUCUCUUCCUCAUGGAAUCCCUAAUAAUAAAUGUGAGAUUGUUAAUAUACAUAUAAAGUUUAUCACUACUGUGAAACUUAUGGUAUAAGAUGUUGUCUUGCUGAUUCAAGAACAGCUCUCAUCAUAACAUAAACCUCUAAGACUACCUAUAACAAAUGAAAUGAUUUUCAGAAGCAAGAAAACGUAUUUAUGGGGAGUAAAACACACUAUGAAAGUUUCUCUCUUAUUUACACAUUCAUGUUAGGAACUGGCUUUUGUCUUACAACUUAACUGGGAAACAAUUAACAUUGUCAGAUAUGAUAGUACAGAGAAUAAUACCAAAUCAAUCUCUAAAAUGAGACAGUGGGACAUUAGUGCCUCACUUACUCUCAAUUUUGCUUCUGCCAGUAAAACUAAGCAAUUAUCAUACUUCCCACAAUAUUAAAAUAUGGCCAAAUAUAAUUCACAGUGAAACUGAACAUCUACAGUAAGUUCAGUACAGCCGAAGCAGACCUAAUUUAUCAUCUACAUGCAUUAUAAAAGCAAUCCACAGCUCUUGUAAGUUUCAACAAUCCUUGUCAUACACCAUAUCUAUAACAUAAUUCCUUCUGUAAUAGCACUGGUAUGUUUUAGGAUGAUUAAUACUCUAUUCCAAUGAUACUUCUCUUCUGCCAAUGAUAAAUUUAACUGUAUUUGGUAUGCCAAAAUAACACUCAGUUUUAAUGUUCAUUAUUUCAAAGAAUUUUUUGAGAUAUUCCUACAAGCUACCAUUUACAGUGACAAUAAUCUCUUGGGCCAUGAACUUAUAUUUGGAAACACAAAGCAUACUUGUGCCUUUGCACUGUAUAUAUGUAAGUAAAACAUCCCUGGUUUUGUUUUAUAACUCUUAAAUACAUAAGUGCUAUACCUAGGAGGGCUGGGAGAACUCACUGAAACGAAAAUUUCAAUACUAAAGUGACACUAUUUGGACACAUUGAAAACAAUGAAAAUGAAUCUCUUGCGGACAAUAUGCUAGUGUGGAAGUUUCAUUUAUUACAAUUUAACAAUUUUAUAUUGUCUUAACAGAUCAAAUGAAAUAUUGUUAUAAUGAGGCCAGUGAAUAUUUACAGGAGAUAAAGCACUAGUAACUCUAAAUUACAGGCACUUUACUGUUGCAGCACAAGUAUAUUAAAUGACUCUGAGAUGACCGAUCUUAAGCCUAUGCUACCAAAUUUUCUGCAGUAAUGAAUGUAGUAGAUCUGAUGCAGUAUGAGUGAAAUUUUCACAACUGUAAUCAAUGCUACUGAAGAAAAUUUUUAAACUACGCAAGACUGAUAAAGAAAAAGCUUUUACCACAGCACAUCAGCAAAUAUUUUUUCUCCAGAAAAGAAUGAUUUAGAAGCCUCUUAAUGAUUAAGCAAAUGUCACACAAUUUAACAACUAUCUUCAGAAGGUUUUUUUGUCUUUUUUUUAAGAUAGCAGUUAUCGCAAAUGGAAAUACUACAUUGCAAGAGUGACAAGAAGAUAGACAUCUCUUUAGUUUUUCAACAUUCUUUCCAUAUUGACUAAUCCAAUUCUCAACCACUUUUCUCUCUCAGUGCAACAAAUUUACAAAUAUCUUGUUAUGACUACACAGUAUAUAAUGCUAUAGUUAGCGGAAAUAACUGGCAGAAAAUGCAAUGAAGCAGUAGAGGUACAGAUCACUGGCCAAAAUGCCGGUUAAAUACAGCUAUCAGAAACACAAAAGAGCAUAUUUCAGUUUUCACUCCCAUCGCAUUUCUGUUGUAAUUUGAAGAGGAAAAUACUUGACUGCCAGAUUCUUUAAGUCAACAUUAUCUAUGAUUGAUUGAGAAGCUAUGAGUAAAAGUGUAUGUCAUAGUCCAUUCUAGAAUCUCAGGCUUAAAAUAUGUGAAAAAUCAUCUGUAAUGUGAGCACUAAAAACAGCAAUAAUCAUUACAAGCAUAAGGCAAACAAAAAUUAGUUCCAAAUGUAAACUCAAAAAAAGUCUUUCUUUUCUUACUUAGAUACAUCUGACAGAUCUUAAAGCCAGUGUGUCUUAGAAAGUGAAUGUUCACCAAGUAUAAUAUUCAAAAAUUUACAGCAUACAAAUCUGGUUUUAAUGCUGAAUUCAGUACCAAAGGCAACAGGAUAAUCAGAAAUUUUUCUGUGUUGAAAAAAACAUAAACACAGAACAGUGGCAUAAAAAUUUAUAAUUCCACUUACCAAAUCAGCAAAUCAUAAAUGAUUUUAUGUCUACUAUGCCUGAUAAGGUUCACACAAAUUACCUGAUUCAUAAAACCUUGGUAAUUAAAUUAAUUCAUUUUAUUGAUUGUAUAGGUAGUUAACCUGUGUCACUGUUGUUGAUCAGAUGUUAUCUUAAAUCACACUACCUACAAGCUGUUGUCUUCCAUUACAAAUAGUUCAUGAUGUCAUUAAAUGUAACUAAAUAUUUUUACUUUGUAUUGUUAUUAUAAAUUUAUGUUGUUUCUAGAAACGAAGCUAAUCUCUCUUGCAUGUAUUUCACAUCAUUUACAUUAAUGCCUUAUCACAAGCAUAUUCCUCAAAGACUCAUGCAAAUAACAAGAGAAAAAUAUUAAGAUAUACAUCUAUGAUCUAUACCUAAAUUCAACAAUGAAUUUUGGAGUUCAUUUGACUGCAUUGAGGGUGAUAUCUCAGAUCUAUCUGUGUAGAAUAUAGAAAAUUUUUCCAUAUUAUUUGACAUAAACUUAUAUGUGUACACUUAUCGUGAAACUGUGAGGAUUAUUACAUGUGAAUGAAUGAAAUUGAAGCUAUUAUAAUAGAGAUUUGUUUUAAAAGGAAUGAAUAUUGUAUCUGUAGAAUGAGAUGUUUUGUAGGUUAUAUAUGUCGUUGUGCAUGUGUGGCGUAUAUUUGUUCUAGAUUGUGUAAAUGCUGCCCCCUUGUUAAUGUAACAUUAUCCCCUUGCCAAAGGUUUAUAUGAGUUGAAAAAUAUAUGAAUUGAAAAAAACACACCUUUGACUGUAAGCUUUGAAUCUUUUUGACUUUUUAUAUUUUGUGGAUAACCUUCAACAUAGUAGCUGUAUAGUAUGAUAGCUCUGUGUAAAGUUACUGUUUGUAAAUGAAAAUGUGUUAAAAACUGUUGGUGCUACAUAGGAAUUAUAGUAUCCAAUGCAGCUCGCACUCAUGCUGCCAGUCAUUGCGAGGAUAAAUCAGCCAUACCCGGAGACAAUAAAUUAUUUAUUUGUAA